Messenger RNA from Cottoperca gobio, 4245 nucleotides. It is a transcript of the gene hap1, whose product is annotated as huntingtin associated protein 1. Lineage: Eukaryota; Metazoa; Chordata; Actinopteri; Perciformes; Bovichtidae. The record is from RefSeq and is a predicted model, not a curated record. Gene Ontology annotation, molecular function: myosin binding; signaling receptor binding. Gene Ontology annotation, biological process: anterograde axonal transport of mitochondrion; vesicle transport along microtubule; protein targeting. Gene Ontology annotation, cellular component: dendrite; cytoplasmic vesicle; mitochondrion. The transcript is spliced from 16 exons. Bases 1 to 2715 code for a protein of 904 amino acids.
AUGGUCGUGACACCAUAUUGCAGUGUAGGCAUACAUUACCUUCUCAGCCAAUCAGAGCCUGAUGCCCUGGAAGCCUGCGUCAUCUCCCUGAGCCACCAGGGGGCCUCAGUUUGCCUUUACCCUGAACUCUCCAGCCCCAGUCUCAAGCUGUCCCACCCUGCCUCCUCUUCUCCUCCUCCUCCUGCUCCUCUUUCUCCUCCCUCCUGGCCCCCACAGGCCCACCUGGACUCCCAGUCAGCUUUCUCCCUCCAUGAGGGGCAGGGGGAGGCGCUGGGGGCCCUGGGUGUGGACCCCCAGCCUCUUCAUCUUGAUUCACUUGAGAACCUCAGGGACCUCGGACAAAGAACCUGCCAAGAUGUGUCAACUUUAACAGAUCUUUGUUCAGACCUGCCAGAGUUGGAGAUAGUGAGCCUCCUAUCAGAGGGUCAGCCCAACUACACUCUUCGAGCAGACAGUGUGUUUGGAUACGACAACGACGACUGGCUGCACACCCCUCUGCUGACACCAGCAGUCGCUCUGGGACUCACACACGAGCAGAUUGAAGAGACGCUCAAGUACUUCUUGCUGUGCUCAGACAGAGUGGGCCAGGUCACCAAGACGUACCAUGACAUCAAGGCAGUCACCCACCUACUGGAGGAGAAAGAGCGGGAUCUCGAGUUAGCAGCGCGGAUCGGUCAAUCCCUCCUGAAGCAGAACCAGGAAAUAACCGCACGCAAUGAAAUGCUGGAUGAACAGCUUGAACUUGCAAAGGAAGAGAUUGCGCAGCUUCGUCAUGAGCUCUCGAUGCGAGACGACCUCCUUCAGUUUUACGCGAGCACCGAGGAGAUUGAGAAUGCUGAAUCGCAUUCACUAAUAAAAAGAAACGAAUCAUGCAGUUCGAUCAGCAACUUCGUCCACUAUGACUUCCUGUCGCACAAACUGAAGGGUUUGGAGGACGAGAACCGCAAACUGCGAUCAGAGGCCAGUGACCUCACAACAGAGACGACCAACUACGAGGAGCAGGAACAGGAGCUGAUGAUGGUGUGUGUGGAAGAACUCUCGUCCGUCAAUAAGCAGGUCGUCGACCUGUCAGAGGAGCUGGCACGGAAAGUCGAGGACUUUUUCCGACAACAGGAGGAGAUCAGCUCGCUGCUCGCUCAGAUCGUUGACCUGCAGGCGCGUUGCAAAGUGCUCACACAUGAGAACGAGGAGCUGAACCAGCACCUGAGUGCCUCCCGUGAGAGCCAGCUGAACCUUCAAUCAGAGCUCAACGACCUGCGGGACAAGUACUCGCAGUGUGAGGACAUGCUCCACGAGGCCCUAGAGGACAUUAAGAACUUGCGGAAUAAGAGCCUUCCCAACAGCACGGUGCAGCGGUACACAGCACUGGCCUCUGUCCUCCCCAUGGACUCUCUGGCAGCUGAGAUAGAGGGCACCUUCCGCAAAGGCCUGGACACCCCGGCCCCCUCAGAGUACAGGAACCACCCGUGGCGUGUGUUUGAAACCGUGAAGGUGGUGAACAAGGUGGUGAACAAGGUGGUGAGGCUGCGGUCUCGGUGCCACUCCCCGGGGCUGCCAGGCUCCAGCCCGGUGUCGACCCGCUCCAGUUGUACCAGCACCCCGCGAACCAGCUACUAUGGCUCAGACAACGCCAGCCUUACGCUGGAGGACAAGCCCAGCUCCAAUAAUGGGCAGAAAGAAGACAACAGUGUUAGCAGGCCGAAGCGUCUGGGCCAGCCAGGCACUCCAGGAGGCCAGGACCUCGAAUCCGCCCUGCGCAGCCUUUCAGCCCGCCAGCAGAACCACUCCUCUGAGCGGCCUUUUUUUGAUGUGGAGCGCGAGCGUAAACUCUAUGCCUUGGUAGCAGACUGCGAAGACGGCGAGGGCUCCAGUGGCUUCCUGACGCCUAAUGACAGCCUGGUGUCCAGCCCAGCAGCAUCGACGGGCACCAACUACUCCAACGGCAGCUCACGGCACUCGUGCGGCUCCUUAGGAGGAUCCAGGUCCUACCUGCCCGACCGCCUGCAGAUCGUAAAACCUCUGGAAGGCUCGGUGACUCUGCACCAGUGGCAGCAGUUGGCCAAACCAAACCUGGGAGGCAUCCUGCACCCACGUCCGGGCGUCCUGACCAAAGACUUCAGGGAGCUGGAGGUCGACAUUCAGCACGUCUACAGUCUGAACGACCUGGAGGAGGAUGAGCCGGACCUGUCGCAGCUCUCUGGAGCACAUGGCAUGGCUUCUCCAUCCGGUCCCAACCUCCCUCAGACCUCUCCCAAACAUACCAUUACCACCUGCCAAGUCCUCCAACCCUCCUUUCUCAUCCCCUCCUUCUCCACUGGCAGCCUUCACUCUUUCGGCCUGCCAUCUUGUGGGAGCCGUGAGCUCCUGAGCACUUCAUCGCCAUCCCACCAGCAGCACAUUGGCCCGGGAUGCUGGACCACCGCCGCCGCCACUAAUGUAACCACUUCAUCACUGGGACUCCUGCAGCUGCUGCAAGAGCGUGGCAUCUCAGCCUCGCCGUCUCCCCAACACUACCUACCCUACGGCCACAGUGCAAAACCUCCGCCCUUCACAGAGACGAACAAAGGUGGAGGCUCACAAUUGGACAAAGAGGGAAGAAGGAACACUUUCAGUUUGAACUUGCUAGAGAAGCUUCAAGGUCUGGGGUUGCACAGAGUGGCAGCCUGGGGGUUGAUGGGCUGCAGUGGGAGAGAGAAGCAGUCAGACAUCCUCUGAAGAGUUUGAUUAGACUGUUCACCACUUCACCUCCUCUCACCGUAGUGACUUUACAUCCAGCCAUGUGAUCCCCACCGUGUGCAGCUCAGCGCCCACCGCUCUGUUGUCUCCAAAACAAAAGCCACACAAUGUGCUAGAGCCAUACUUAAAGUUGUCGGUAGUGUACAGUAAUAUUAUUUUGUAUGUGUGUGUGUGUGUGUGUGUGUGUGUGUGUGACAUAUUCAUCUCAGGAAAUCCACCUGAUCACCAGUCUGUCAGAGUAUCUUCUUUUUUCACAAAAGAAAAAGGAUAAAUCAUAAAGAACAGAAUGUUUUAUACUGUGUUUCUUCACCGCGUUUUAGCCACCGCUGGUUUUAAAGGGGACCUAUCAUGGAAAACUCACUUUUUCACUGCUUGUGCACAUACAUUGCGGUAUAUGGAGUGCCUACCUUCCCACAAAAUGUAAAUAGGACAACACAGUAUUUUUGAAGGCUGCCUAGAUCAGGCUUAAAGAGACUAUCAGGCUAAAACGGAGCGUUUCAGAGGGUGAAUACAGGUAUAUUCAGACGAAACUAGUUUUUUUAACAUUAAAGUAGAAACCCAAAACACAAGUAUGAAACUGAAAAUGAGCAUGAUAUGUCCCCUUUUAAAAAUCAUCAUCUGUCAUUUCUCCAAAGUGGAACAUCCCUCAUGUGUAUAUAACAAAGUUGUCAUUCUGGAGAGUGACAGAAACAACAACUACGUGCAGUAAAUUAUUGUCUGUUGAAACCACAAACCAAACCAACGCUGUCACACUGAAGAAGUUUCAAACAAGAACCACUACAAACACACUCUGGUCUUCCUGCUUAUUAGCUGCCACACUGAGAAAAGCAUGUUGUAUAUAAGUUUGUUGAAUAUACUGAGUCAAACACUCGAGGAAUUGAUCUUGAAGCAUUGCGAUGACAGACGAUGCACCGACUGAACUAUAACGUGUUGGUGACGUUGACGUCUUUCAUCUGCACUACAGAUUAGUUAUGGCUGCGUGCAGUACCGUGUCACCUGCGAGCUCUUUUGAAUUUCGAAGCUUCAUCCUGAACAAAACCUCACCAAAAAAUAAAUCAGGUUUGCGUCGCUGCAUCAAAGACAGUGAAUGGGAUUUACUUAGAAGCAAUAUGUAUAUUUACUGCACUGCGUUGCUUGUAAAGAAAAUCUGCUGCAUUUCACGUCAUCAGGAAUCUUGAAAUUGCUGGGAUAUAAAUGACAAAACUAGUUUGGGGCAUUCAAAGUGAAUUCCCCGUGGCGUUAAAAGGGAAUCGAGUAGAAGAGUAAUUAUUUAAACGGCAUGUGUCUUUGAAAUCUGUCUGAACAUUGAGCUGUAGCAAAAAGGCAUAGGAUACAGAGGAUUAAAAAGGGAAGAAUUCAUAAACGCAGGAUAUGAUAAUAAUUUGUGUUCUGACAUAAAUCAACCAAACUGCACUACUGUUUGCUGAGUUCUGUGUUAGCAUCACAGCUGUAUGUCAGUGUGUGUAUACAUUGUACAACCUGUGAAUAAAGACUUUGCAUUUCCAUCCA